Messenger RNA from Ectocarpus siliculosus, 1062 nucleotides. Lineage: Eukaryota; Phaeophyceae; Ectocarpales; Ectocarpaceae. The record is from the annotation of a GenBank genome assembly.
AUGCUUGUGCGAUGUGUUCGAGCUAUUCGACCUGGUGGGGUGCUCUACAGAGCUUUCGCUACGGUGCGAUACCGCCAGAGGGGAGAUCCUGCGGAUGUUUUGAGGCUGGAAGCCGACGAUGACGUCAGCGAGUUGGGCCCGAGAGAAGUGGCCGUGAAGAUGCUGUUCGCUCCCAUCAAUCCUUCGGACAUCAAUCAGGUGGAGGGAUCGUACGGCGUCUUGCCGCCCCUGCCCGCGGUGGGUGGCAACGAGGGCGUUGGAGAGGUCACAGCGGUAGGGUCGGAUGUGACCCGGCUGGCGGUCGGGGACUGGGCGGUGCCUAUGCCGGCGGCCGGCUUCGGGACUUGGAGGAACGUCGGCAAAGCCGAUGUUUCAAUGCUGCAGAAGUGCCCUUCAGACAUUCCGGCCGAAUACGCGGCAACUAUCGGCGUCAACCCCUGUACCGCGUACCGCCUUCUACGUGACUUCGAGACCCUCCGGGAGGGCGACACCGUCAUCCAGAACGGGGCGAACAGCCAGGUUGGCGUGGCUGUGAUCCAGAUGGCGAGAGAUAUGGGCGUGCGGACCAUCAACGUCGUCAGGGAGCGACCACCCGGCGACAACACCGUAGAGCUUCUCAAGUCCCUCGGGGCCGACGUCGUCGUUACCCCGGCCGUUCUGGGGGUCCCCGACGACUACGCCGAGGCCGUGGCCGGCCUCCCGCCGCCUAGGCUGGGGCUCAACUGCGUUGGGGGUUCCAUCGCGACCUCGGUGGCGAAACAGUUGGAUGACAGCGGAGCUUUGAUUUCGUACGGAGGCAUGUCUCUUCGGCCGAUCACGCUUCCUGCGACCAUUUUGCAGGAUAAAGGGGUGCGGUGCGAUGGGUUCUGGAUAACGAGGUGGACCCAGGAUCGCCCAAGAGAGGAGCGGGAGGCAAUGAUCGCUGACGUGGCCAAAAUGAUCAAAUCUGGAAGACUGCGCUCCUUCCUGGAGCGCCAUCGGUUCACACAAUUUUCGCAGGCUAUGAAGGAGGCAAGGAAACCGUAUCGCAGUCGAAAGGUGUUGUUGGAUAUGUCGCGAUGA